AUGACCAAGUUGAGCUUUUUGGCUUUGGCCGCCGCGGCUGGCCUGGCCGUCGCGAAGGAUGUGUACUUGGAUUGGAACGUCACCUGGGUCAACGCCGCGCCUGACGGCUUUGAGCGCCCGGUCAUUGGUAUCAAUGGCGAGUGGCCUUGUCCCCAAGUAGAUGUCACUGUGGGUGACAAUCUCAUUGUCGAUGUUUACAACGGUCUGGGCAACGAGUCUACCGGUAUUCACUGGCACGGUUUCCACCAAUAUGCCACCGCGAUUAUGGACGGAUCUUCUGGAGUGACCCAAUGCUCAAUUCCUCCUGGCUCAAAGAUGACAUAUCAAUUCAACAUCAACCAAACCGGAUCGUACUGGUAUCACUCCCACGACAUGGGCCAGUACCCGGACGGUUUCCGUGGUCCUCUGAUUGUUCACGACCCCAAUGCUCCAUUCCACUACGAUGACGAGUUCACCCUCACCUUGACCGACUGGUACCACCAGCAGAUGCCAGAGCUCCUCAACGCAUAUGAGUCCGAGCAGAACCAGGCAGCCUUCCAUGGCCGGGAGCCUACUCCCAACUCGGCCUUGAUCAACGACGCAAUUGAUACCAAGAUCAAGGUCUUGCCAAACAAGACAUAUCUAGUGCACAUUAUCUGCAUUGGAAACUUCCCCGGUCACACUUGGGUGAUCGACGGUCAUGAGAUGACUGUUGUCGAAGUUGAUGGUGUCUACACUGAUCCCUACCCUGCUGGAGACAAGUUCCUGCGUGUUGCAACCGGACAACGUAUGAGUGUCUUGAUUCACACCAAGUCAGACACGAGCAAGAACUUUGCUAUCUUCGAUACCAUGGAUGUCAACAUGAUGUUCUUCUAUGAGCACAGUACUCCUCCCCCCGGAUACAACCCUAAUGCCACUGCUUGGUUGGUCUAUGACGAGGCGAAGCCUUUGCCCGCGCCUCCCUCAUUCGCUGGAUUCGACAACUUUGUCGAUGAUGUCGCGCUGGUGCCCGCUGAUCACGAGCCUCUGCUCCAGCCCGUCAACCACCAAAUCAUCAUUGACACUGCCUCCGCAGAGAUCAACGGUAUCGCUCGCUUCACAGUUCCCACCUUGUACACUGCCAACACCGUCGGUACUGAACUUGCCUCCAACCCAGAAGUGUACGGCCAGGUCAACCCCUUCGUGCUGAAGUAUGGGGAGGUUGUUGAGAUUGUGAUCAACAACCACCACCCCAACCUUCACCCAUGGCAUUUGCACGGUCACCAUUUCCAGGUUCUGCAGCGAUCUGCAGUCGAUGGUGGCUUCUACAACGGACUCUACAGCAACGUUUCUCAGACCCCAAUCAAGCGUGACACAAUCAUGGUUCAGAACAACGGUCACACCGUCCUCCGCUUCCGCGCCGACAACCCCGGUGUUUGGCUGCUCCACUGCCACAUCGAAUGGCACGUCGAAGCUGGUCUCGUGGCCACUAUCAUUGAAGCCCCGGAGACAUUCCAAACUUCUCUCCAAGCACCUCCCAACAGUCACUACAAGGUCUGCGCUGCCUACCCCAGCCGGACCUCUGGUAAUGCGGCUGGGAACCAGGGUCUCGACAUGACAGGUCUCAACACCCAGGUUGAGGAAGGCAGCGAUGGUGCUUUGUACAAGGGCAAAGUACAGAGCGAGGCUGUUCCUGCUGCUUCUUCUGCCGCGAAGCCCUCCUCCAAGGCUUCCACGACCACCACCAGGACCCCUGCAGCCCAGCCUACUGCCCCCGCGGCCCAGCCCACCACUCCGGCCCAAGCUCCCGCCCCCGAGCCGGCUGCGCCCCAGCCUGCGCAGUCUGCCGCCCCUGCGCCUCCGGCCGACCAGUUGGUCCCUACCGUCCCCACUCCGUCUCCAUACAACCCUGGUUGGUACCAACAGACAGAGCCUCAACACAAUGAUGAGGGUGUUCAACCAGGUUCCGAUAACAACGCGGGACACUGGCCUCAACCACAUGGAGAUCCUUGGACUCUCCCUAAUAUCCAAGGUGGCCACCAUGCCGACACCGACGACUCAGGUUCUGAUCCCUUCGACAUCUUGUCCGGCUUCUCGCAGUUCGGGGGCGGAUAUUAG
This is a messenger RNA of Penicillium brevicompactum, 2076 nucleotides long. It is a transcript of the gene abr1, whose product is annotated as multicopper oxidase abr1. Gene Ontology annotation, biological process: reductive iron assimilation; cellular response to iron ion starvation. NCBI's taxonomy places the organism in Eukaryota, Fungi, Ascomycota, Eurotiomycetes, Eurotiales, Aspergillaceae. Gene Ontology annotation, molecular function: ferroxidase activity; copper ion binding. Gene Ontology annotation, cellular component: high-affinity iron permease complex. The record is from RefSeq and is a predicted model, not a curated record. Bases 1 to 2076 code for a protein of 691 amino acids. The transcript has 3 exons.